AUGGCCAAUGCCAAUGGGACCGAUACUCCCGUGGCCAAUGGCUUCAAACGAUCUCUCCCCUUCUUCCGCAGGUCAUCCCCGGACCGGCCUAUUGCUCGCCGGCGCGAGUCCACUGUCCACUGGCACCGAGGCGUCCGGUCCUUUUUGUACCUAAUAGCCUGGAUCUUCCUGGUGCUGGUCGUGAUAGGAAGCGUCGCCGACAAGCCCGUCCUCCGCAACACCUACUUCCUCUACCUGGACCUUUCCAACAUCAUCCCCGUCUCCGUGCCCAAUGCCGUCCUGAUCAAUUCCAUCGCCCGUACGAUCGGGUUGCACGAUUUCUACCAGGUCGGCCUGUGGAACUUCUGUGAGGGUUACAAUAAUGAGGGCAUCACGCAUUGCUCGAAGCCGCAGACGCUGUACUCGUUCAACCCGGUCACCAUCUUGCUCAAUGAGCUGUUGGCCGGCGCCACUAUCGCCCUGCCAUCGGACAUCUCCAAACCAUUGCAUCUGGCCAAGAUCGCCUCCCAGUGGAUGUUCGGCCUAUUCCUCGCAGCGGCCGUGUUCACCUUCGUCAUGAUCUUCGUCAGCCCACUGGCCGUCUCGUCGCGGCCUCCGCAAACCGUCAAACUUUGGGCCAAGGCCAUGGACGGCAACGGUGCGCCCAUGGGUCCCCCGCCUCAUCGCCGCCGCAGCUUCAUCCUACUCCGCUCGCUGCCUAUGCUCAUCCUGAGCUUCUUAACCGCGCUCUUCACGGUUGUCGCCUCCGCCGUUGCGACCGUCAUGUGGAUCAUCUUCGCCAACGUCUUUGCAAACGCAGACCCCAGUCUCAACAUCAAGGCGCACGUCGGCACCCAGAUGUUCGUGUUCAUGUGGAUUGCUUCGGCGUUCAACUUCACUGCCUUUAUCGUGCAGUUCGGUUCCUGCUGUGCAUCCUGUUGCGGCGGCCAUAAGGCCAGGAAGCAGCUCAAGGCGCAGGGCGUGGAUCUGCGCGAGAAGGGAGAGCACUCCCACUCCCACACUCCGGACCGCUCUGAAACCGAAGAGUCAACUCGUGCCCCAGCCGACGGGGAACGUCAUGCCCUCACCCCUUGA
Molecule: messenger RNA, 1074 nt
Organism: Penicillium riverlandense
Lineage: Eukaryota; Fungi; Ascomycota; Eurotiomycetes; Eurotiales; Aspergillaceae
Product: SUR7/PalI family protein
Exons: 2
Coding region: 1-1074 (357 amino acids)
Biological process (GO): fungal-type cell wall organization
Cellular component (GO): plasma membrane; cell cortex of cell tip
Source: RefSeq, a predicted model, not a curated record